GCAACCGAGUAUCACUCCCAAAGUCUUAUCUGAAACAAUGGCGGUGGUCAUACGUUCCUCCUGCAUUCUUCCCCGACCAAACGCUGCCAGACUUGUCCGGCGAACAUGGACGCCCGUCAAAUUUCGUGUGUCCGGAAAGUUGGUUUCUCUUCCACUCAUAGUAAAGAAGUUCACAUCAUCCUCUGGAGACCCAUUCAGCGGACCCUAUGAAACUCAACAGCCAUUGCUGGGCAGCCAGUCUAUGCGUCUGGGGCUGGAUGUUAUUAAGAUUUCACGAUCAGAUGAAAUUUGUGAUAAUGGCCAUUUGCUGCCAGUUUAUGACACCAUUGUAGAACACUUUGCUGCUCAUGAGGGAAUGGCACUCAUCAGAUUCCCUACAAUGGCUCUUAUUAUCACUAAUGCCUUGAUGUUGGCUACACCUUUUCAAGCUCUGGCAGAAACAUGUGAGGCUGAUAAUACUGUUUUAAAUAUGCCCCUACUGCUAUUUGUAUCCCUUAUAGGGGCCACUGUUGGCGGAUUGCUUGCACGACAGAGGAGAGGAGAAUUGCAGCGGUUGAAUGAACAGCUUCGCCAGAUCAAUGCAGCUCUAAGAAGGCAAGCUAAGAUCGAGUCUUAUGCGCCUACUUUGAGUUAUGCUCCUAUUGGUGGUAAAAUAGCAGAGAAUGAAGUAAUUGUUGAUCCAAGGAAGCAGGAGUUGAUUUCUCAUUUGAGAACUGGUAAGAAUUUUUUAAGGAAUCAAGUCCCGGACAACGCAUUUGAGGAGUUUAAGGCAGCUCUUGAGCUUGCACAGAGUUUGAAGGAUCCAAUUGAGGAGAAGAAGGCUGCUAGAGGCUUAGGAGCCUCAUUGCAGCGCCUGGGUAAAUACCGGGAAGCCAUCAAGUACCAUUCUACGGUUUUGGCCAUAUCAGAAAGAGAAGGUGAGGAUUCUGGGAAUACGGAAGCUUAUGGAGCAAUAGCCGACUGUUAUACUGAACUUGGAGAUCUUGAGCAAGCGGGCAAGUUUUACGACAAGUACAUUUCAAGGUUGGAAACAGAUUGAUCUUUGGUUGUGGCAGUUUUCUUCAUUAAUGAUGUAACGAGGGUGGAGUAUUUAGUAGAGCUCGCGACUGACAGCUCUGUGCGAGAUAAUAUCCUCUUUUGUAUCAAUAUAUAGAGUCACUCCUUGUAGCUGGCCAUUUUAAGGCCCUUCUGCGAUCGUCAUACCAUUUCUUUUUGUAGUAUGCACCUAAAACCGUUUAUUGCUCUUCAUGUAUGCUGCCAGUUGAGAACAACUUUUGUUGGAACUUAAAACUCCAAUUAUUUUAAAAAUUCCAAACAAGGGCAUAAAGUCUCGCGUGAAGCAAAACCGCAGAACACUUGUUUCUUACUUGAA
Messenger RNA from Cornus florida, 1372 nucleotides. RefSeq names its product protein FLUORESCENT IN BLUE LIGHT, chloroplastic. The transcript is spliced from 5 exons. Gene Ontology annotation, biological process: chlorophyll biosynthetic process. NCBI's taxonomy places the organism in Eukaryota, Viridiplantae, Streptophyta, Magnoliopsida, Cornales, Cornaceae. The record is from RefSeq and is a predicted model, not a curated record. The coding region runs from base 38 to 1039 and encodes 333 amino acids. Gene Ontology annotation, molecular function: protein binding.